Molecule: messenger RNA, 207 nt
Organism: Acytostelium subglobosum LB1
Lineage: Eukaryota; Evosea; Eumycetozoa; Acytosteliales; Acytosteliaceae
Exons: 2
Source: RefSeq, a predicted model, not a curated record
AUGAUCAAUCAGAAGGACAUCAUCCCACUCAAACAAAUCACAUUUUUCUUCCUUUAUCUUCCAACAUCGAUCGAUGAUAUCAUCCAUGUUGUUUUUAUCAAGCCUCUGUCCGAUGACAGUCUACUCUUCUCAAGGACCUUGACUAAAUGUUCAUGGAGUAAUGUCUCCAAACCGAUGGAGACCAACACAUGGACAUGGACAUGGACA